UCUAGACUAACCAUUAUGGAUCCUCUACUGGAAGCAAAUGGUAACUUUGCCAUAAAGCUUUUUAAAGUACUGGGCGAAGACAUCUCAAAAUAUGUAUUUUUCUCACCCCCGAGCAUAUCGUCAGCUCUGUCUAUGAUCUUAAUGGGAGCAAAUGGAACCACUGCAAGCCAGAUAUGUCAGGCAAUGUCUUUGGAUAAAUGCAACAGCAUUGGUGGAGGAGAUGUCCAUCAGCAUUUCCUGUCACUUCUUACCAAAGUUAACAAGACUAACACAAGGUGGAUGCUCAGAAGAGCCAACAGUGUCUUCAUAGACUACAGUUUUGAAAUCCUAGCAUCUUUUAAAGAUUCCUGCCGUAAGUUCUAUGAAGCAGAGACGGAAGAGCUGGACUUCAAGGGCGCUCCAGAGCAGUCGCGACAGUGCAUCAACACCUGGGUAGCCAAAAAGACAGAAGGUAUAAUCAGAGAGUUACUGUCUCCGUGUACAGUAAAUUCAAACACUUGCCUGGUCCUUGUGAAUGUCAUCUACUUCAAAGGAAGCUUGGAGAAGCCAUUUAACAAAGCUGACACAAGGGAGAUGCCUUUCAAAGUCAGCACGAAUGAGAAGAAAACUGUGCAAAUGAUGUCUCAGAAAUCUACAUUUAAGAUGACUUAUGUGAAGGAUAUAUCAACCCAGGUUCUGACUCUUCCCUUUGAAAACAGUGGCCUCAUCAUGUACAUCUUGCUUUCAGACAGCCAUGAAGCUCAGAUAAAGUUGGAAAAUGAACUGACUUAUGAUAAAUUCUUGGAGUGGACAGACGAGGACAGGAUGGAAGAAAAAGAGAUGGAGAUUUUCCUCCCACGGAUCAAACUGGAGGAGAACUAUGACAUGAAUGGUGUCCUUCGCAAGCUGGGCGUGACUGAUGCCUUUGAGGAGGAUAAAGCAGAUUUUUCUGGAAUUUCUUCUAAGCAGGGCUUGUUUCUGUCCAAGGUUGUGCAUAAAUCCUUUGUGGAGAUGAGUGAGGAGGGCACAGAGGCUGCAGUGCCCACUGACACGGUAGCAAUGAAAUCACCACUGACCCCUAGAUGCUUGAUGGCAGACCGUCCCUUCCUUUUCUCCAUUCAAGAUACUAGAAGCAAAGAGAUUCUGUUCUUUGGCCGGUUUUCCUCUCCCUGAAGAAGGGAUGUUCCUGUCAGUCUUUUAAUGACUCUCCGUGUUUUACCUGUGAAUCAAGUGACCUUAUUCAUAAGUACAAUGGCAAUUAUGAAAUAAAUGCCUUUAUGGCACCUCACUUUCUGAA
Molecule: messenger RNA, 1276 nt
Organism: Rattus rattus (black rat)
Lineage: Eukaryota; Metazoa; Chordata; Mammalia; Rodentia; Muridae
Product: serpin B6-like
Exons: 6
Coding region: 16-1152 (378 amino acids)
Biological process (GO): negative regulation of endopeptidase activity
Cellular component (GO): cytoplasm
Molecular function (GO): serine-type endopeptidase inhibitor activity
Source: RefSeq, a predicted model, not a curated record